Acytostelium subglobosum LB1 is the source of this 516-nucleotide messenger RNA. RefSeq lists its product as hypothetical. The record is from RefSeq and is a predicted model, not a curated record. The annotation marks the transcript as partial. Lineage: Eukaryota; Evosea; Eumycetozoa; Acytosteliales; Acytosteliaceae. Gene Ontology annotation, molecular function: terpene synthase activity. The transcript has a single exon.
GUUGGAGGUCAAUCACCACAUAUCGAGUUAUACUCAUUCUUGAGAAAGAUCAAUAUUGGAGCAUAUCCUUGUGUGACUUUGACAGAGGUCAUGCUCAAUCAUCAUCUCGAGUCGUAUAUCUGGGCCGAUCCACGUUGGAUAAAGAUGAAUGAGGAUAUUGCAAUCGUGGUCACAUUGAUUAAUGAUCUGGUGUCCUAUGAGAAAGAGGUCAAUGACAAUGCCGGUGAUCUGAAUCCACUGUUCUUCUUCCAACGCCAAAACAAUGUGGACCUAUGCGACUCUUACAAACAAAUGGUCACUCUGAUAGACUAUUACGUGGACCAUUAUGUACAGCUCGAGCAAGGAUUCCUUCGAACGUUGGCCAAGUAUCACAAUCCAUUACAAGAACAAGAGGUCAACUUCAUGCUGGAUCAUCUGCACUAUCUUAUCACUGGUUCGCGAAUGUGGUCGAUGCAAACUCCAAGGUAUUGUUCACCGACAUCACCAUUUAUCGAAAUGAGAAAGUUCCGUGAGGCU